CAUGCAGGUAUAAAUAGUUGAUCAAGUAAAAUUGACGCAUGUUUUCAUGUUGGCGUGAAAUUCAACAUUGAUUAAAAUUAAAGAAUCAAAGAUGGACGAUGAGAAUCCUAUUUCUGAAACAAAUCAUCUUUUGAAUUCAUUCCAAGAAUCUUUAAUUGAUUGUGUAUUAACCUCAAAGAAGCUUUUGGAUCGUUUAAAGAAUGAUGAAUUUCGAUCUGAAUCUGGUAUUUCUUUAUUUGAUUUGAAGAACAGAAUAUUUGUCAAUUACUUGAUCGACUUGACUGGUAUUGUAAAACAUCGAUUACUUGGCGAAAAUAAUGAUGAAACUCGAGAAAGAUUAGUAGAAGAAAGGGUUGUGCUAGAGAAGAUACAACCAUUGGAAGAAAAACUUAAAUAUCAAGUUGAUAAUUUGAUGAAAACAAUGAACAGUAAUCGAAUGCAAAUAGAAAACAAUCCAUUGAAUGCUCGGCCAACUUUUUCUUUUGAUAUCGAAGAUGAAAAUAAAUCCGAAAGUGAUCAAGAUGAAACAAAAGAAAGUGAAAACGAAAAAAAAUCAAAUAAAGAACCUCAAGUUGAUCGCAAUAAAAAUCAAGUUUAUGUGCCACCUAGGUUAGCACAAAUGAAAUAUGAAGAUGAACAAGAUCGUAAAACUAGAAAUUUGGAACGUGCCAAAAAACGUGCUAUGAACUGUUCAAUAAUAAACGAAUUGCGAAAAGAAUUUGAUGAUGCACCUGAAGAAGAAUUUGAUGGAUUAAAUCGUAAAUCUGGUAUCGGAAAAUUCCUAAAUAGAAAGAAAAAAUAUGAAGAAGAACAUUUUAUCCGUUUGAAUUUGACGAAACAACAGAAAGCUCAAGCUCGAAAAUUAGCUACUGUCAAUUCGAUUGCCGAUGAUGUUACCAAGUUCGAAGACAUUUCUGUUCUCAAUAUUGACAAUUCUAAUGACUUUACACCAGCCAAGAAAAAGUCAAAGAAAUUUGUUAAUAAAAAUAAUAAAAAUAAAAAAAGACGAAAAUGAUUAUUUUUUUCAAAAAAA
Dermatophagoides pteronyssinus (European house dust mite) is the source of this 1033-nucleotide messenger RNA. RefSeq names its product neuroguidin. Lineage: Eukaryota; Metazoa; Arthropoda; Arachnida; Sarcoptiformes; Pyroglyphidae. Gene Ontology annotation, cellular component: nucleolus; small-subunit processome. The record is from RefSeq and is a predicted model, not a curated record. Gene Ontology annotation, biological process: maturation of SSU-rRNA from tricistronic rRNA transcript (SSU-rRNA, 5.8S rRNA, LSU-rRNA).